AAUCAUUGGUCCUAUGCUAUAGCAUAGGGCCACGCAUUGUCAGUAAACAACUGCCUUAAAGGGAGGCCGGGGUUAGUCAAAAUGAAAUAAUUGUUUUAGCUUGAUGUUGAAUUACUAACACGACCACUUAUACGCCUUCUUAUCACUUUUAAAAUCACAAUCAAGAUCUUUUUAUAAACGUACAAUAAUUUCAUCAGUUUGUCGAAGAUGUCGUCGAAUAAGGGAGCUAUACUAGAUGAUGCCAGUGAGGCAGGAGGGUACCCUCCAAAUACAGCACACUAUAAGGCCAAUCAGGUUGGAACAGUUCCCCUUGGUGUUGUAGUGAAUCAGCCCCAGGCAGUGCCACCUAUGGGUGGUGUCAACCAAACUGUGAUUAUUCAGCAGAGCGGGGGUAAAACAUGGUCCACUACUCUAUGCAGCUGUACGAGCGAUAUGGAAUCGUGUUGUUUGGUCGCGUUGUGUGGCCCGUGCUACGAGUGCUGGUUCCACUCUAAGAAUAACGAGUCAUGUUGCACUCCAAUAUGCGUCCCCGGAGCUACGAUUGCACUCAGGACAAAGAUCAGAACACAACACAAUAUAAUGGGCAGUAUCAUAGACGACUGCUGCGUGGUUUGUUGCUGUAACCCAUGCGCUCUGUGUCAGAUGAAGCGAGAAUAUGACAUUAUUCAGAGGGAGCAAGUCGUAACAACUGUCACAACUUCAACUAUGCAGGAUUACCAGUACUAAAUAUAGCUAGCACCAUUCACUACUGAUACAGCGACAUGAUCAGUUGAAUACACCCGUAGGGGACGAAUAGAGUAGAAUCAAGUUUUUAUAUGACAUAGGAGCUUAUAGGAGCAAAGAUAUAUCUAGUGAUUUAAGACACAUCCCCGGAGACACAUAUCUGAUGGUCUGGAAAAAAUUACAUUCAAACUCGAAACCAGCAUAGCCCAAAGAGGCAUAAAACUAGAGAUACUUUGUGAAUAUGGUGGGCUUAUUUCAGAGUUCAAAUUACUAGAUUAGUAUUUCAUAUAUUGAUGUAGAUAAGUUUAAUGGAUUUGGUUUGGCAUAAAAAAUUAAUUAUUGAACGAUGUCACAUGAUUUUGUUGAUUUGCUUUGCCAUAAAGAUUCAAUUACUGAAAGAUGUCACAUGAUUUUGUUGAUUUGCUUUGCCAUUAAGAUUCAAUUAUUGAAAGAUGUCACAUGAUUUUGUUGAUUUGCUUUGCCAUAAAGUUUCACUUAUAGAAAGAUGUCACAUGAUUUUGUUGAUUUGCUUUGGCAUAAACAUGGGCUUUCACUCUAGUUGAAAGCCCAUGGCAUAAAGUUUCACUUAUAGAAAGAUGUCACAUGAUUUUGUUGAUUUGCUUUGCCAUAAAGAUUCAAUUAUUGAAAGAUGUCAUAUGGUUUGUCCAAAUUGGUAAUAAAAAACCAAUUGACUUCAUGAUUAACUUAUUGCCUCACACAAUAAAUCAUCUUAAAGUCAUUUUCUUGAAAUUAUUUUGUAUACAUUUAAUCAAAGGGUUGUCAAUGAAUUGUAGGUGUUUUAAUUAAACCACGUCUGUCUUGUAUCAAACGGAAUUCAAAGGCAAACAUACAAGAAGAUGAGCGUAUGAAAUGGCGAUCGUUAAAAUUUGUUAAGAGUAAGCAUACAUGUAAGAGUACCCAGGGGGGUGGCUCAUUUGAAGGAAGUUGC
Owenia fusiformis is the source of this 1672-nucleotide messenger RNA. The record is from the annotation of a GenBank genome assembly. Lineage: Eukaryota; Metazoa; Annelida; Polychaeta; Sabellida; Oweniidae.